AUGCCAGCAGCAUUAGUCUCCGACGCAGCAGCUCCAUCAGCAGCAAUGACGGGGUCAACGGCGGAUGCAGCAAGUGAGGUGCGCCGCGAAAGCAUCGCAAUCCGACUCGAGCGAUCGCCUUUCACGCAGGAUGAAUUCCUCUCUUCGUACGAUUAUCACGGCAAGGAAUCCACCAGGAUGGCGUACGCUUUACUGGCUGGUUUAGAGCCCGUCAACGGAUUAUACAUGGCAUUCUUCCCUGUUCUGAUUUACAUGAUUUUCAGCACGUCGAAACAUAAUUCAGUCGGAACGUUCGCAGUAGUGCUCCUAAUGACCGGGACUUUGGCAAUGGAGGUCACGGAGAAGUACAACAGAGCAUCUCCAGGGACCUUGUUCGAAGAUCAGCAGCAUAUGAGCAGAAAUUCGGGUUUCCCCUUAGGAACCUUGAGCAACGAAAGCAGCCCCAAGAGAGAACCCGUGGUUCGUUACGCUCAAGCUCAAACCGUUGCUCUUGUCGCCUUCUGCGUCGGCAUGUGGCAGCUGCUGAUGGGACUUAUGCGACUCGGUGCGUUGUCAGUGUUGCUGUCAGACGUGCUCAUCAGUGGAUUGACCACAGGUGCGAGCAUUCACAUUCUCACUUCACAAUUGAAAGGUAUAUUCGGAAUCCCUGUGCCAAGAAUCACGGCCUUCCCCAAACUGAUGCGGGUCCAUUUGCACAUCAUCAACCAUAUUUUCGAAUCAAACGUCGUUGCCCUGCUCGUCUCUGCUGUCACCAUGGGGGCAUUGGCAGUCAAUAAUGAUUUUAUAAAGCCAUGGCUUUCGAAGCGCUGUAGGUUCCCUGUGCCGAUAGAAUUGAUUGCUGUUGUCGGCGGAACCUUGUAUUCCUACUUCAUGAAACUUCACGAACGCUACGCAUUGCCGAUCCUUGGCAGCAUUCCGACGGGGAUUCCAGCCCCAGAAACACCUCCGUUUGAGAUCAUGAAUGACGUUCUCAUCGGAUCCUUGGUCAUUGCAAUUGUGGCUUUCACAACGUCGCAUUCCAUGGCCAUCAUAUUUUCGAAGCGGCUGAAUUACACUGUUGACGCUAACCAGGAACUUCUCGCUCACGGUCUUUCGAACAUACUCGGUUCGCUGUUCCAAUGCGCUCCGAGUGCUGCGUCACUUUCUAGAAGUUUGAUCCAGCAAGCAGUUGGCGGGGUGACGCAGCUUUCCAGCGGAAUUUCGGCAGCAUUGAUACUAGUGAUUCUUCUGUACCUCGGACCAUUCUUCGAAAAUCUACCAAAGUGCAUCCUAUCAUCAAUCAUUAUAGUUUCCCUCAAAGGACUCUUUGUGCAGUUCGCGGACCUGGCAAAAGCCUGGAGAAGCAGCAAGUUGGACGCAUUGAUCUGGUUCUCCACUUUCGUGUCGGUGGUAGGCAUCGACAUCGAUUACGGACUGGCCAUUGGUAUCGCAGUCUCACUCGUCACCUUAUUGUGGCGGAAUCAACACGCGUAUGCCUGCUUGCUUGGCGAAAUACCCAACACCGGGAUCUACGUGGACAAGGAACGAUUUUCUGCGGCGGAAGAAAUCCACAACGUGAAGAUUUUCCACUACGGCUCCGGAUUGCAUUUCGCCAACCGCGAUUACUUCCGCGAAAUCUUGCUGCAAUUGACGGAUCUGGACCCGGUCAAGUGGCACAAACAAGCCAUGAAGCGACUAAAGAGGCAGUCCAAGGAGUCCAACGAAGACCGCCGGAAUAGGCAGCAGCGGGACGAACCCGAAAGACGCAGGAAUAAAACCACCUACGUAACCCGGUGCCUCCGCGGACCCAGGAAUGACGCCAACAGCGACGACGAGGANCGCAAUUCAGUGCCACCUUUUGAUCACCUGGGCCAGUUCACCGUGUUUGUUCGGUACUUCGCUGAUUUCUCCGUCAGGUUCCUCAGGUUGCUUCUGGCGGCCUUAUCCGUCGUCGGGGACGAACCCGAAAGACGCAGGAAUAAAACCACCUACGUAACCCGGUGCCUCCGCGGACCCAGGAAUGACGCCAACAGCGACGACGAGGAGGAAAAGGGCACGGAAAGCCACGUCAUUUCCGAGAAGGACAUGCCUGCAUCUGCUGCUGCUGCUGCUGCUUCCAAAAAUAACUUCGCUUCCGGAUCCGUGAAGACGGGCAGUAGACUGACGGAGAUUAGAGAAAUCAAGAUCGACGUGAAAUCCCUUUCCGGAGGCGUGACGGUCGGAGAUAGUUUGGCAUUACCGGCGUCGACGGGACUGCGCUUGAGGCGGAGCAGCAUUCACAUUGACACGACCGGAAAUCCGCUUCCGUUCCGGUAUUUACUCAUCGACCUCAGCGGGAUCAGCUUCAUUGACAUGGCCGGCGUGAAGUUGCUCAAAUCGCUGGUUCUGGAUUACGACAUGAUCAACGUCAAGAUCCUUUUUGCCGGGACGAGAGAGCCGGUGUUACACAUGUUCAGAAAGAUGCACUUUAUGGACGACGUUCCGGCCCAGCGAUUCUUUCCGACAGUUAAUGACGCCGUUGUUUGCUCUAAAUGGAAACUCUGCGGCGCAUUUAAAAGAGACCGGCUGGAAUCAGUCCGUGAAGCCGACGAACAUUAAACUCAUUUACAUAGAAGCAAUACAUGAUGCAUCAAGGGAAAGUUAAAUUCUUUUUUAUUCGGCACGCUGUGUUUCAUGAGCUUAUGGAGUGACCACACCACAGAAGCCUGCUUAAUUGAUUUUCGUAUCCUGUAUUCGCCAUUUCCGCGAGACGAAAUUAAUUCUACAGACGAGUAAUAUAUACGGUAUGCUGUAUAUAUUAUAUACUGUAUAUACUCAGUACAGUAUACUGAGGUCAGUCUCUGACGGACGAAAAAUUUGACGCUUUCGGAAAUAUCCAAUAAAAUCCGAGAAGUUGAUUAA
This is a messenger RNA of Notodromas monacha, 2880 nucleotides long. The record is from the annotation of a GenBank genome assembly. Lineage: Eukaryota; Metazoa; Arthropoda; Ostracoda; Podocopida; Cyprididae.